This is a messenger RNA of Zootoca vivipara (common lizard), 567 nucleotides long. The record is from RefSeq and is a predicted model, not a curated record. NCBI's taxonomy places the organism in Eukaryota, Metazoa, Chordata, Lepidosauria, Squamata, Lacertidae.
AUGUCAGCCGCUCUCUACCUUACGUUCCAGCACCUCCUGACCAGUGCAGCACUCCAGCUUCUGACCUGUAGCUUAUCUUGGAGCUUAAAUGCAACACUGGCACCUCUGCUCCACGUGAUAGUAAAUGGCGAAAGGAAGACCCUGGUAAUUUGUCUGGUGAACGAUCUCUCCGAGGAAGCACUGGGGGCUGUUCGGUUUUCCAACGGAAAUGGGAGCAUGCUGGAGUCUUUCACCUAUGGGAUUUCUCGGGAAGACGAUGGAACUUUCAGCAGUAUCUCUCAACUCUCCAUCAGCACCAAAGAAUUUGGAUCAUGGAGUACAGUCGCUUGCUACGUCGCACCAAAUGAAACUUCAAAGACAUGGAGCACUACCUCCCUUCAACUCUCAGAAGAAAAUAUGGGAGAUCUCUGCCUGAGUGAAAAGCCAGGAGCCCAAGAAGAAUCAUUGUUCACUGAAGAUCUGCAUAGCCGCUCACAGAUCUUACUUCUUCUGGCUAUCAGAAUUUUGCUGUUCAAGUUGCUCCUGUUUGAUGUGUUGAUGACCUGCUGCAUUGUUUACAAGAGGUAA